UUCGUCUCUCUCAGCAUUUAAUGAAGCCAUAUCCGCAUAGUGUGACCAACACACCCGAACAAAAAAAAUUCAACUAUAGAUUGUCUAAGUGCCGGCGUGUUGUGGAAAAUGCUUUUGGCCAUUUAAAAGCCCGAUUUAGGAGAAUUGGAAAAGGCGUGGAUAACCACAUCAAAAAUGUAAACACAGUUAUUUCAUGUGCAUGUGUUUUACAUAAUUUUUUGAUUGCUGAGAAGGAUUUAAUUUUGGAAAAUUGGCUAGUGGAAAUGCAUCGCGAUUCCAGGCGCAAUAUUCAAUACGGCACCAAUGCAGUUGACCGAUCUGAAGGAGAAUCGAUAAGAAAUGCGUUAAAGGAAUAUUUCAGUGCGGAAGCUUCGUUCAGUGCUGGAGACGAUGGUGGCGAAAAUGAAAAUGAAGCAGACGGAGCAGCUGAAAGUGAGGAGCAUGAAGGUGAAUUCGACGAUAUUGGCGAAAGUGAUGGAGCUGGCGAAGCAACCGAAUCAGGCAUGCCUACAUAUAUAAAUAGAAAUUAA
Molecule: messenger RNA, 530 nt
Organism: Anastrepha ludens (Mexican fruit fly)
Lineage: Eukaryota; Metazoa; Arthropoda; Insecta; Diptera; Tephritidae
Exons: 3
Coding region: 21-530 (169 amino acids)
Source: RefSeq, a predicted model, not a curated record